AUGGCCGAUAUUAUGCACUCCAAUGGUUGCCACGCCAGAGUCCACGGUCGGUCUUACCUGGUCAUUUAUUACAGGUGUCGUCCCACCUUUGGAGUCCCCCAAACAAACACUGGUUGGCGUACAAGACACUCUAAUGAUGGUUCUGGGGCCGACAUCUGUGUCACAUGCAGAGGUGUGUUUACUGGGUUCUGGAGAGUUAGUAGGGGGAGAGGAUUGGAGGAGGAAAUUUAA
Messenger RNA from Nezara viridula (southern green stink bug), 231 nucleotides. NCBI's taxonomy places the organism in Eukaryota, Metazoa, Arthropoda, Insecta, Hemiptera, Pentatomidae. The record is from the annotation of a GenBank genome assembly.